ACAAUCGUAGUUUGACUAAACCAGAUGCCAUUCACAGGUCCCAAUCACCAUUAGGCAACCCACUAAAGCUUGCUAUUAUUAAUGGAAAUGCUACAGAAGCACCCACCAGGGCUUCUCUCCCUCCAAUGACAACUGACAACUCCGGAGCUGGUGGAACAGUGUCGACGGGAAUACGAGGCGUACUUGGUUUCAGGACCGUGGUAAUGCAACGAACGCAGCUUCGGAAGAUGGAGAAAGAGAUAGAAAAAGCUUUGGCGAGACAUGCUAAUGAUCAAAUCCAGCCACGAUCCCGAUCAGUGGCAAGGAUAGGCGCAGGCACCCGUGGAAUGAUCCCAGGAGCAUCAUAUAGCCUAAUGGUGGAGCCUAGUUCAGUUGAUAGAGCUUUCAUAGAAGAUAUGAUCGAUAUCCUAAAUCGAUGGAAGAGCCUCACAGUAGAGAUACCUUUCAAACCUGAAAUCCUAAAGACUAUGUCCAAGAUGUUGCGGACAGAUCGUUCAGAGCCUAUGCCACAUACUGAUGCAGCUGCAGUCCUGAACCUGUUUGAUCUGAUGCGCCAAGUAUAUCCCUUAAAAAGCGAUCCAGAGGACUUACAAGAUCUGCUUUGGAGCAUUAAUCUUCUGUCGCCUCUUUAUGCUUGUAAUAAGAAUCGAGUCAUUGAGACCAUUCGCGAUCUACUCUGCCCAAAUGCCCUGACGGCUACAGUACCAUUAAUACCCAAGAACAUCCAGGCAAUGCUUGGUUUAAUUUCGAAACUUCUAAGUGAGCUAGCCAAGCUACCUCAGUAUUCAAAGGAUCACCGUAUUCAAGUUUUUUUAACGGAGAUUUUGGAGAGGAUACGCAUUGGCGACCUGGGAAUUAAAAGUGAAACAUCUAACAUAGAUCGAUCCGUACAAGAGUACCGCGCUCGGGUCACCUUUUUACAGUGUCUGAUAGAAUGCAUGCGGUUUUCAGAUCAAAAUGCAACUCGCUUCUUGAUCUGCAACAUGAUACCACACUACUGGGUGGAGUCAGACCCUCAAUACCCAAUAACAAUUGAUGGGCCUGUUGCAGCUUUUGGACAGGUUGCAAGCGCAUUGGUUUUAGGAGAACCUGUAUCAUACACUGAUGGAGCUGAGGAUACCAGAUCAAUUAUUUUGGAUUUGACACUGUUUCUUAAAGAGUUCCUCCCACCAGCGAGUCUGUCCGGGGUUAUCAACAAAGACACAGCCACAAGUCUUGUAAAAUUCAUUUUAAUGAUAUUCUCUGUUGAAUAUCCGGGAAUUCAGCAACAGCAGGAUCGGAUGCCGGUCGAAUAUCAUGAAGCACAAGCAUCCGGCAUAAGUAGAGAUGAUCAAGAUGGCACACCACGCGGGUCUUUAUCAACAGAUGGCGAUAGAGAGAAUGUAUUAAGGACACCACCUCGAUCACCCCUCAGCCCUGAUGUCAGUGGAGAAACCUUUCAGGCUAGAACAUUGUCUCCACAUGCUCUCGAUCUCCUUUCUGAUGAACAAGCAAACCUAGUUUUGCAACAUGCAAGGGCAUACUUUGACGAUCUGUGGGCCAGUGGAUACCAAGAUGCAAUCAUCGAACAACUCAAAAUAGAAGUUAAAAACGUUUCCUUUCGACGUCUUACGAAUUUGUAUUAUCGAGCAAUUAUUGGGUCCGGCAUCGCAAGAGGCAAUCUAAUACUGAUAGCAACUCUCAGUACAUUUUUUAAUAAACUUGUUUUCCAUCAGCCAGAACCAAAUGAAAGGUUGUCAAAGUUGUUACUUCAACUUUCAGUAUUGCACAGGCCUACGUUCUACAAACCGAUGAUCGCGUGUGUAGCCUCGGAUUCAACCCAAUUUGUUACAGAAUACCUUUGUGUUCUUUCUUGCCUGGAAAUGCAUAUGAAUUUAGUGGACCUCUUUUUAAGAGAUGCAGAUAUGAUAUGCGUGAUUGCCAUGACGGACGUAGGGCAUGAACGGCCGAAAAUUGACUCACAAAAUCAAAUGAUGAAAUGGGGGUCCUGCACUGUUGGUCAGUGUAUUAUUGUCUUGGAAUUCAUCUAUGCAAUUAAGAAGCUGGCCCGUAGUGGAGAUAAACAUCAAGUGGAGAUUGGCAAGAUGUUUCUGAUUGACCUUGAGAGGAAAUUGGGCAUGUACCUUGUAUCAAAAGAAAAGAAAAUAUUGGUACCGAGACCCAUGCGGGUGAUGCUCUGCCUAAUAUUUUAUGAAAUCCGUAUGCUAUGUAAAACGAUUCACAGACCCGGCUGGUUACCUCGCGUAUUGGAUUGGGCUAUCAACUACAAUGUUCAUGGCGCCGGGAACUCGGAGAGUGGCUCACUUGGGAUCUCAGAAACGAUGCGUCUCCGCAUCAAGCACAUCUAUAGCAGCGUUGACAGCAUAGUAGGCGAGCGCAAUGACCGAUGCUCAGCCCGUAUCAGUGGCGCCAAUUUCAGGAAAAGCAGGAUACCUACAGACCAUAGUCCAUUGAUGGACUUUACCGCAGCCAUGGAAAGACAUACUGAGCUGAAGGCGGCGUACUCUCAUCCAAAGAGACUUAAACGGAUGUCAGAUAUCAAAAUGGAUGAGGCUGUGGCUACCUUGAAACUUUUGGUUACAGUUCAUUCAGUCAUUCAUGUCAACGAAUAUCUACAGCUGGUUGAGCCACUAUGGGAUACUUAUUGCCUUGAGUCUCGCCCAAAGGCGGCAGCAUCCGCUGUAUUUCUGUUUGUAAAAUGUGCUGACAUAGCGCCUAAAACCAUUUAUACCCUUAUCUCGCGCGACCUUAUAAAUGAGAACCCAUUUAGAAGACUAUCAGCUGUCGAAAGGUUGAGUGGCAUUUUUGAUUAUCGAAACGAAUUGCUAAUGCAACCAUUCGUUAUCGAUCCGUCUGCUCGAGGUCCAUUUCAAACUGCUAAUAUCCAGGUUCCAUUCAUGAGUUCAGAGAUCGGGAGCAAUCGUUACACGAUGGAUGAGCCACGUUGGCUUACAGAACUGAAGAGUGUCGGCAACUUCCCUAUCGAUAUCCGAAUCCAAUUUGAAGAACUUGGAUGGGGCGAAAAAGGUCGAGUCGAACGUGAGAUGAUGCAGCGUGUACAAACGCCUUUAAUGCUUCUGUGGACGGGGUACCUGGAUGAAGACUCCGAAUCCAAAUCAAACUUUGGACGGACAUUCACUGUGCUUCCCAAGGACAGACACGCGACGGUCAUGAUCCCAGUCCUCAAUUUACUCAAUAUUAUGACCGUCGAUCUCCUAGACGAUGAAAUGGUUGGCGUCCGUUCUGCAUCCAUCAGGUUUUUGUCCAGUUACAUCCGAAAUGAGCCUGUAUUAUUUGUCCGAUGGCUUUUUGCAGAAAUUGUGCGGGCAAGGCCGGAUCGAUUGAAAGAUUUAAUCCAUCGAGUUCAUUUAUUAUUGAGUGCCUGCUCAAAAUUACCUCCAGGCUUUGCGUUUGCGAUUUUCAACCACAUCCUCGGAAUAAUGAAGUGGUAUCAAAGGAGUUCCAAGCCACGCGGUAUGGAAAUAAUGCUUGUGAUGCUCCCGUUGCUAGCCGAUGUUGUCUCUUCUACCAACGAUAUCGUCUACAAGGAUUUCAAGCGAAGCAAAGUUGACAUCUUCUUUUCUAAUAUGGGACGCUUUUGGUUUCGAUCCAAUAUCCUUCCUGAAAGUAUGUUUCCGCACCAACUCUCUAAUCCCAACAAUAUUCUGCCACGGCUAUGCAUACCUUAUCAGCUUUUUCAAAUGGCGGUCAUCAAUAUCAAUCAAAUUCAAUUCAUGACAAGCUUCCUUGUUCGUUUCCCGACUGAAAUUCAGGAUAUAAAGAACAAUAUUGGCCGAUUCAAUAAAAUGCCACGACUCAUUACACCACAAGGGCCUGUAGGACACAAGCUCGAGGACAAUCAAUAUAUUCCAGAUGCUACUAGUGAAAGUACAUACGUUAUAAAACAUACGUCACAUGGAGAUCGAUAUCUUUGUAAUCUAUCAGCCCUUCGUGCCCGAGCCUGGCUCUGUUUUGUCCUCAACUUAAUCCAGCGCAUGGAAAAGAAUAGUUCUGAACGAUUGGAGCUCAUGAACAUUUUCAACGGAGUCAAUGUAAUUCUAUUGGACCAUGGCAAAGAUCUUGGGAUUGUGGGCCAGGCACUAGAUGUGUAUGUGACUGCAGUGACUCGCUUAAGACGGUUCUUUGCCUCGAAGAAUGGAUAUAAGCUGUUUUUCCCUGCCUUGUUCAAGAUUUAUUGUGACUCAGAACCAAUACCUAUGGUACGGGACACAAUCGACGCAGCAUUUUAUCGAUUUUAUCAGCUCCAUCAAGAAGCAUUUGUUCUACAAAGCCUUGGAGCAAUUGUCCCUCUGAUGCUACGCAAAAUGACUAAAGGACAAUCCGGUAUUAUGCUUAGGUCAUUAAUCACCUUCCUGGAGGCCCUAGACCGGCCGAGAACCACGUACUAUUCAAAGGGCCUUGGGGUGCAGUCGCUUUCGGAACCGUUCCACGAAAGCUCAAAAUAUGGCGGUCCGCAACUUGAGAUCCCAGAUUGGAUUUCGUCCUUCAUCCCAAAGAACUCAAAGUUGCUUCAGAACAGUAGUCUAUUGUACAAGCGAGAGUUUCCCAUCUCAGACUCGAUAAAGCUAUUUCUGGCGAUUAUUGCUUUUGAUCCUGGCUCUGUUCGGUCCGAGCAGUUUGUUCGGAUCCUUGGUGAUAUUCUACCAUACUUCCUUGAAAGGAAACCUCAAUUAAUGACUGGCGGGCUUGAUAGUCUAGUUGAAGUGUUUGCAAAGUUUUCAAGAUCUUCCAGGCCUCUUAUCCCAUCAGGAAUUAUCCUACCGACUGUUGCUCCAAGGCAAAGUCAAGAUUUAGGUGAUGCCAAGUGCGGCUUGAGCAGAUUUUCUCUUUCCCCCAGUCCAUCGUCAAAAACCCAGGCUAUCAAGGGCAAGACCUGGGCACAAAACGACCGAGUUGCAAUCAAGCAUGAGUUUGUGUGUCUCAUCCAGAUAUUCUGUGAUAAAGGUGGGCAACUUGCAGAUAAUCAGCAUCAGCAAAUGGCUGCCAUCAUCCGCUCGAUCAUCAAGGAUUAUAUUACUCUCAAAAUCCCCUGCACCACAGAGUGGAUUAAGGAUUAUAUUAAGAGCGUGAUCAUACCAGUCCAAGAUCUUCAGCAGAGUUGUCGCGCGGUGCUGUAUUUGAUAGUUCAGUUUUCAAACGCUCUUAGGACGCAUUACAAAUCAGUUGACUUUUCCGGGCUUCUAGAGGGUCUGUUGCUUAUUGCAGAGAAUGAGAGACCGUAUCUCCGAGCAUCCCCUGAGUUGGCUUUUCUACUCCGUGAACGUGUGAUUAACAUUGGACUAGCCCUGGCAGCCAGAAGUGAAUGGGUGGUGGACUCUGUGCAUAUCUCGCAGGCGAAGUUCUGCAAUGGCCUCGUAGAUCUUAUCUUAGCCAUGAUCAAUCAUGCGGAUACCGAUACGAUUUCUGAAUUGGAACAUAUAGUGCCAACACCCCGAUUAAUGGCCUAUAUCAUUGUCCCGAUGUGUUUGCGCUUUAAGACGAGAUCCCAUUCUAAUAAUUUAGACAUCCUGGAAAUGCAGUUUUGGCUAAGGAUGCUUGGUCUAACUGUAAAAGCCGCUGAGUAUGAUCCGACACUAAGAAGGUCAUCGCGGACAGCGGGAUUGCUUGCUCCAGUCUUCAACGUUGCGCGCGCCAACAGGAAAUUAACAUCUUUUGAGGCUGCUGGAGUUUUAUCACCACAAAAGCAGUCUCCACAGCCAUUCAUGCCUAUGUCGGCAUUCCCUGUGCCCAAACCACAGACACCCUGCCAGUCAAAAAUGGGCUCUGUGCCCCACAAGGAAGACACCAUAGAGGAUGACCAUUCAUUGACACAGCAACCGCAGCAGCAACGGCCUGACCCGUUAAUAAAUGCAUCUCCAGGUCUAAUAAUCGAUUUCAUCGCCCUGAGGAUUAUCAUGGUUCGGGGUGAACGAUAUUUGACAUAUCACCCCGGCUGCUGGAUAGACAUCUUUAAUUUCGUCAAGAAGUACUUUUCGACUAGCGUACUCAGUUCAAGCUCAUUUUCUGGAGAGGUACGGAUGGUCAAGCAUGCUCGCCAAAGUACUUUUAGCGGAUCUAUCCCUUCCUCUCCUAAGCCUUUGACCUCAUUUCCUGCGAGUCCGCGAGUAGACGCGCCACGAACAUCUGAUUUUAGACUAGGGGGCCACUCUCCGCUCACAGGAGGACUCUUUCGCUCUACAAGUGAGAUAACUCCAUGGCCAGAAGCAAAUCCUAAAGAAAACAUACCGACCACAGCCCUCGGCUUCAUGCUAUGGUCCUUUGCAGAGACUAUUGUAUUUAACCAGCUCCCUCUAUUGAUCAUGAUGCGACCCUUCCUGCUGGAUCAACUUCGCCUUCAGGAUCAUUCACCGCAAUCUCAGUUCUCCUCCUAUCCUAGUCGAUCUGCCAAUAGCUCUGGUCCGAACUCUCCUGCAUUUUAUUGGCCAUCUCCAGUCGCACUUCCCUCUGGCCAACAGUCUGUUGUGGGGCCCAGUUCCUCCUCAAAGACGUCUCCUCUCCAUACGAGGAACGAUAAUAAGAUAGAUGAGACACCAAAUCCUCAAGAUCUUGCAGCUAUCAGAUAUCAGCAGAAAUUAGACCGCCGAAAGCAAUGGAGGAGUUGGAGUAAGCCAAAUCAGUCAAUGAAUGCGCUAACAGUGCUUGAGAAGCCAAACCAGGGUAUGAAGGGGCCAAUAUCGCCUCACAUUUAUCCAAUCGAUCAUCAGCGACAAAGAGGCUCUAUAUCGAUACCAGAAACUAGCUCUGGAGAUGGACAGAACUCUACACUUGCCCCACGGAUUGCCAUCCAUCAUGCUCGCAGUCCUAGGCAUUAUCGCACAGAGCCUGAGAACCAAAAAUCGGAGCAAACUCUUCCUAAGGUGUUGACUGAGCGUGCAAAAAAGUCUAUGGAGAAUGUUCGGGCAAUGUUGGCAAAAACUACGGGUAGGGCGACUUCAAUAUCAGAGUUUGGCAUUCCGAUGUACCCAGGAAAGCGACCAAUAGCAACGCCUACAUCUGGUCUCUCGCCAUCAAUGGCUCGUAGUGAUCGACGGGAGCCAUUUCAAUUUCCAACUUUAGACCCUAAUCAUAGCCAUAAUGAUUCUCACUUUUUGCUUCCUGGCAAGUAUGAAAGACAGCCAUCUAGCCCCGGAUUCGGAUCUAUGUUCUUAGCUCGAGAAGCAGCCCUCAAGGCGCCUCAAUCUGGAUCCUCAUCACUGCACCUAGCAAAUUUUCCUGUCCAGGGGAAAUUCUCUCCACAGGUGUCUAUGACACUUGCUGUGCCGGGCCUUUCUACAUCUGACAUGGGGAGCAAACCCAAGCUGACAGGCACCUCAAACGAUGCAAAUGUAGAAACCCCAAUCAAAAAGAGCUCCUCUCAUGCCAGCAAUGAAGACGAAUCCCAAGAUUUCAGUUUUGUCCUGAGUACUCCAAAUGAGUUAGCGCCAGUAGUCAAUCCGAGGGAAGCUUCAGGAAGUGCUGAUAGAGUGACACCUUUGUUGCCAGUGAUAUCAAACACAUCCAGUUUAUCUGCCCCGCUUCCACCGAAGAAGGACCGUGGCAUCCUGAAGCCAAGCGUCAUUACAGCACCAUCCACAACUGCCACUUCACCUUUACCACAGACUCAGGCAUCUGUUCCUCUACAAGCAAUAUCCCCUGGCCCGCAAGAUCAUCGAAGAGGGCCUUUGACUGCCAAUUUACAUUCACACUCACGCUCCCGAUCUUUUUCUUUUAGCCCCAUUCAACGUCUAGAUAGUCGGACGACAGAUGACGGUAUGAGCAUUACCAAAGGAGAAUACAACCCAGUAGAUAAGAAUAAUGGCACUUCAUCCGACGAACAGGAAGACUGUAGGAUGGCAGCUCAUCAUUCUAGGUCCAAGGUGUUUACGCAGAAUAUUGAAGAAGAAAUUCGUAUUGUUCUGGCUUGCUUUCCUUCCAUGUUCUCAGUUGGGUCUGCACUCCCAUCUUCGCAGCAACAGCCAUCAUUGCAGCAGUCGCAAAUGUCUUCUAUUCCAGCAGGAGGAGGGACGCCUGGGGAUAACUCCUCCACUCUAGAAGAAAAAACUAGCCUCCAAAAAAUUGGAUCUUUGUCCGAAUCAGAUACAAUGCAUGUGCGAAGGACAAGCGAUGGUAUUGAUACUGGUACCGACAUUGGUAUGGGCGUUGGUGUAGGGACCAACACUACCAAAGCUGGGACCAAGCCAUCCCUCGUACAGCAGAAUCAUCAAGCAAGGCUCAGCAUCCCAAAUUUGGCUGUACUGCCACGUAGAACACCUUCCAUUACAAUCCAGGAUCAACUUUAUCUUGCACCGUCUCCAGUCAAUCCUCCUCCUUCUGGUCUGGGAGGAGGCGAUCUUUUAUUUCACUCAUGCGUCGCUUCCGAACAAGCAGUUUCCAUGAAUGAGUCUGAAAAAGCGCAGCUAUAUGGACUGAAACCUUUAAUCCCAGGCUUGGCAAGCAUGGCUACUGCUAAGGAAAGACGGUCCAAGAGUGUGAUCUUUCAGCAAGCACUGUCUGUUGAGAAGCUAGGAGCACUUGAUGACAGCAGAAACACAGGUAUCGGAGAAGCUGCAAUUGCGGGUGGUAGUGGAGCCAGUUGUGCAGAAGAGUUACUUAUUUCAUCAUUUGCGCCAUCAUCACCGCCUUUGUCAACUAAUUCAGCGCUUCAGCCUUCGAGCAUUGCACAAUCUUUGCAGACACCGUCCCACAGCGCAUCUCAGGGGGUUCCUAUUAUCAGUGUCAGCUCGACACAGCCUCUAGAGUCACAGGAAAAGACAAUGAUCGAAGGUGAUGAUAACGAGUCAGAGGAAAGAGUUACAGAGGUGAGAUUGGGAGAAGAGAGCGAGAGAAUAGAGAUACAAGACAGCUCUAAACAUUUGAAGCUUCUUUGAGAUGGCCAAACAGAUUCUAUAGAUAAUAUUACAUCCUAACCUUCUCCCCAUACAUACCCAUUUAUUACAUUUGCGUCUCAUCAUUCGCAAACCGCCACUUAAUAUUCCACACAAUAAAGAAGCAU
Messenger RNA from Lobosporangium transversale, 9013 nucleotides. RefSeq lists its product as hypothetical. The coding region runs from base 126 to 8888 and encodes 2920 amino acids. Gene Ontology annotation, molecular function: monoatomic cation channel activity. The transcript has 10 exons. The record is from RefSeq and is a predicted model, not a curated record. Lineage: Eukaryota; Fungi; Mortierellomycota; Mortierellomycetes; Mortierellales; Mortierellaceae. Gene Ontology annotation, cellular component: cation channel complex; axon. Gene Ontology annotation, biological process: monoatomic cation homeostasis.